UGGUCCGUUUUGCAUAAUCAGAAGGGGACGAAAUUAACAGUUAACACUGUGGCAAUCUACAUACUGACUACAGUACCUCUUUAGCCUCUUUUUCAUACAGUAUAUAAAUGGCGUCUCUCGCCUUCACUUCUCACUCGUUAGUCUACCCAUCUUCUUCUUCAUCAAUCUUCUCUCAAAUUCUGCCAUCAAAAGAUGUCCGUGAAAGCUCUGACACUCAAGGUUGAGAUCCCUGGCACUGGCGAGCCAAUUACCCUUGAGGUUGAAAGCUUCGACAUGGUUGACACUGUCAAGGCUAAGAUUCACGCCAAGCAGGGUUUUUCCGCAGACAACCAGAUGCUGUUUUUUGCUGGCAAACAGCUUGAAGAUGGGCGGACCCUUGCCGAUUACGAUAUUCAAAAGGAGUCUAUCCCUCAUUUGGAGCUCAAGAUGCCGAUCUUCGUGAAAGGUCUGACAGUCGAGGUUGAGAGCUUUGACAUUGGUAAGCCAAUUACCCUUGAGGUUGAAAGCUUUGACACUGUUGACACUGUCAAGGCUAAGAUUCACGCCAAGCAGGGUUUUUCCGCAGACAAGCAGAGGCCGUUUUUAGCUCGCAAACAGCUUGAAGAUGGGCGGACCCUUGCCGAUUACAAUAUUCAAAAGAAGUCUAUCCCUGAUUUGGUGCUCAAGGUUGGUGGCGGAAUGAAAAUUUUCGUGAAAACUGCUACUGGAAAGACCUUAACUCUGGAGGUGGAGAGUUCUGAUACCAUCCAGAACGUGAAGGCAAAAGUUCUGUCUAUGGAGGGAAUCACACCGGAAGAGCAAAGCUUGGUUUUUGCUGGUGGGCCGCUUGAGGAUGGUCGCACUCUUGCAUACUAUAACAUUCUUCACGAGUCCACUCUUGACUGGGUGUUCUCUACUCGCGGUGGAUUACAGUUUUUUGUUGAGAGCUUUGACACUGGUAAGCCAAUCAGCCUUGAGGUUGAAAGCUCUGACACUAUUGACAAUGUCAAGGCUAAGAUUCAAGACAAGGAAGGUAUUCCCCCAGACCAGCAGAGGCUGUUUUUGGCUGGCAAACGGCUGGAAGAUGGGCUGACCAUUGCCGAUUACGAUGUUCAAAAGGAGUCCAGCCGUCAUCUGGUGCUCAGGCUUGGUGAUGGAAUGCAAAUUUUCGUGAAAACUCCUACUGGAAAGCCCAUAGCUCUGGAGGUGGAGAGUUCUGAUACCAUCGACAAUGUCAAGGCAAAAAUUCAAGAUAAGAAAGGGAUCCCACUGGCUGACCAGAGGCUGAUUUUUGCUGGUAAACAGCUUGAGGAUGGCCGGACUCUUGCAGAUUAUUACAUCCAGGAGGAGUCAACCCUUCACUUGGUGAUGAGGUGGAGGGGAAGAAUGGAAAUAUCUGUGGAAACUUUGAGAGGGAACACCUUAACUCUGGAGGUGGAGAGUUCUGAUACCAUCGAGAACGUGAAGGCAAAAGUUCUGUCUAGGGAAGGAAUCCCACCGAACGAGCAAAGGUUGGUUUUUGCUGGUACGCAUCUUGAGGAUGGUCGCACUCUUGAAGACUAUGAAAUUCCUCACAAGUCGACUCUUCACUUGGUGUUCUCUACUCGCGGUGCUUAGGAGGCUAACAUUCACGUGGUGGCUUCUAAACACGACAAUACGCUGAUUGUCUUGAUUUUGGGAAUUCUGUUUGCUUUGCUCGUGUGUCUUUGCCAUCAUGUUUAAGACAGUCUUGGUUUCAAGACUCUCUUGAAUUGGGCUGUUUGUAGUUCUUGUUUUUUUGGGAUUGGCUUUCCUCGUGUGCAGAGAGAACUUAGGAGGAAUAAACCCAGUCUUGUUUUAAGACUGUUUUGAUUAAGAAUAAACUAGUCUUGUUUAAGAAUGAAUAAACCUAGCCUUGAAUUGGGCUGUUUGUA
Messenger RNA from Coffea arabica (coffee), 1892 nucleotides. Its product is annotated as polyubiquitin 11-like. Lineage: Eukaryota; Viridiplantae; Streptophyta; Magnoliopsida; Gentianales; Rubiaceae. Gene Ontology annotation, molecular function: protein binding. The record is from RefSeq and is a predicted model, not a curated record.